Messenger RNA from Dipodomys ordii (Ord's kangaroo rat), 936 nucleotides. Its product is annotated as vomeronasal type-1 receptor 94-like. Gene Ontology annotation, biological process: G protein-coupled receptor signaling pathway. Gene Ontology annotation, cellular component: membrane. The record is from RefSeq and is a predicted model, not a curated record. Gene Ontology annotation, molecular function: pheromone receptor activity. NCBI's taxonomy places the organism in Eukaryota, Metazoa, Chordata, Mammalia, Rodentia, Heteromyidae. The transcript is spliced from 6 exons.
AUGUGGAUGAGGGAGCAUGGGCACCGCCAAGAGCACUUUCUGGAUGAUGUGGGCUGCAAGGCGGUGGUGUACCUCUUCAGAGUCAUCUAGGUGCUUUCCAUCUGUACCACCUUGCUCCUCAGUGCAUUUCAAGCCAACACCAUCAGCUCCAGCCUUACCCAUAGAGAAAACGACAACAUUGGACAUGAUCAUUUGUAUUUUAUCAUGCUGCCCAAUUGUGUCCCCUUGUUUCCUCAUGAACCGCUGUGGCACAUCACUGCUCAGUUCCAUCCAGAUGAGUCCUUCACAACUUCCAACUCAUCUGUGUCCUGUGCAAACCCCCGGCUCCGGAAGCCCAUUGAUAUAGUUUUCUUGCACCUGACCCUGGUCAACACCUUCGCCAUCAUUUUUGAGUCCAUGCCCUUUAUCGUCUCCUCGUAUGGAGUCCUGUUUUUCUGGGAUGAUGCCACGUGUAAAGCAAUGCCGUUCCUGUUCAGGGUCACGCGGGGAGUGUCCACCUGCACUACCACCUUCCUGAGCUCCUUCCAGGGCCUCACCAUCAGUCCCACCCCUGCCCACUCCACUGUGCUGCGAGAUGCUGUGUUCCUGGUCCUCAUGGUGGCCACCAGCAGCUACAUGGUAACACUCCUCUACCAACACGGCCGCAGAGCCUGGCACCUCCACAGUCCCAGCCUUGCCUCCCAGCCGGCGCCCAAAAACACAGCCACCCACACCAUCCUGCUGCUGGUCAGCUGCUUUCUGUUCUUCCAUUGCUCCAACAACAUCGUGACUAUGUAUUCCUUGUACACGCUAGAGAAAUUGAACAAAUCCAAGGGUGUGCUACUGAUGUUGUCCUUCAGCUACCCCACCCUCUGCCCAUUCUUGCUCAUGAAGAAUAACAGAUUGGUUUCACCAUGGAUCACUCACUCAUGUUAUACCAAGAAUGAUCCAUUGUGA